Messenger RNA from Amoebophrya sp. A25, 1434 nucleotides. NCBI's taxonomy places the organism in Eukaryota, Dinophyceae, Syndiniales, Amoebophryaceae. The record is from the annotation of a GenBank genome assembly.
UGGAAAAUUUGCUUCGUUGUAAUACCGAAACGCAAUCAGUCCUGCCCCCCGCUCCGGUUGUUGCUCAACGGGACUUGCUAGAUGCUAAACUAGUAGUUGAAGUAGAUGCAACAUGUCCUCGAAAGUAAUUCCCUGCUUUUUUGGCUUCGACUGGUUAAGUGGUAUUAGUGUCUGAUCAAUUCCUAACCGACAUGGUGAUGGUUCGACCUGCGCUGUUAGCGUCUUGGCUUCGGUCAUAUUCACUAUCAGAACUUAUCUCUACGGGUGCUAGAAACAGCAUCAUCAGGGACAUCGAAAAUAAAACUUCGACCAAAAUAAAUGUGGAGUCAGUGUCUCUUGCCAACAAGUCUCUAUAGCGAUGACCCGACUCCAGAUUUCGUUGCGAAGGCCUCCAAUGAGCUCGUAGAUGUCGCCCCUGGACGCUUAUGGAGGAACUGCACUGAGUAGCACUUGCGAAGAUGAUACAGAACAAUCUGAGUACUAUGUCCAGCGGACAAGAGAAACCAUUUCGUGAUCCUCUUUUUUGUGAAAAAGCAACAGCUUGCGAACCUUUGUCAGGAAAGAGGCCUCGUCUGUGUAACUUGUCUAUGCCGCAAAGGUCGGCCAGAGAUCAUCAUCAGCUGCCUCAACAGCAGUCUCUCCGAGGCCUGUUUUGUGUUGAGACGGUGCGCGGGUGUUCAAGGAGGGCCUCCUCUUCGUCUGCAGUACAGCGGCAGCAUAGAGCUAGAACUUGUGGCUUGGGCCUUACCACCUUUUCUUCUUCCUCUUCUUCUUCGGAUGGAGCUCUCCGAGGCGAUGCUUCACGGAGGAUGUGGCCUCAUCCCCGCUCGGCUGAGAAAGGUGAUGAUGAAGUGAGUAGCCCAGGAUCGCGCCUGGCCGGCUCGGUCGAAAGAACACCGCGUGGGACAGAGUGUGGAGCCUGUCAUUUGGAUGGCCAGCAGGUGCUGGCUGAGGCGGCCGAAGCGCCUUCAGCUUCUCGCAGGACCCUGUCGUCGACUUCGAGUUCGGUGUCCGCGUCUCCACCUGCUGGGACAAAACGUCGAAGACGGAGGCGAAGGAGGAAGCGUGCGUACCGUGCGCACAUAGUGUCGUGCAACUGCAGAGACGCCUGAGGUUUUUCAGCAACCAGCACCGUACCCCUACUAGGGGCCCGGCAAUUGGCGCCCUUUUGUGCUCUGGGAUCUUUUACAAUGCUGAGAUUGGUAAAUCGGAACCGGGCGAGUUCAGCACGCAACACGACCCGGAUGGCUGCUGGUCCAUCUUCUACGUCAACGGAGCCGCCGUAGUUGUCUUCAACAAAAUCUGGCUGAGCGAGAUAAAGAAGGGCAAGUUCAGAGUUGUUGCCAGAGACAGAGUAGUCGGGAUUCGCUUGCCGUAUAUUGCUCUGGUUGUGUCUUAUGGACCGGCAGACGGCGGACGUCAUGGUGCUGGCUU